UAUACUCUAAUUUUUGCCGUGACACCUGCGAGCAAAUGUCUGCAAUACACCUCGUCCCUGUGAACAUAUGUAUGCCUUGCCACCUGCUCCUCUCAUGAUCCCUGGUUGUGAUUUCGGACUUCAAUGGUGGACGUCCUCACAUCAUCUCUGUACGGACUCAUCAGAAUUGUCCACUUGCACGUAGUGGUCAGCAUUACGCUCUGACUCGAACCAUCGCCAGCGACACAAUCCACCCUCUCAUCUACGCGCAACCCGGGCCCGUCCACCUUUCAGAGGUCUGUUCGCCGCGGCUCCAGCCAGUUGUUCACGACUCAAACGCACGCCCUCCCCACAUACCAGCUGUCUGACAGUCACACCAUCACGAUGUCUGGCAAGCUGUCGCGCGAGGAGUUUAGAAGGCAGAAGGAUCUCGAGGCUGCUCGUAAAGCAGGAACGGCAGCCCCCGAAAUCGACGAGGAUGGUCGAGUCGUCAAUCCUCAUGUUCCCUCGUACAUGGCCAAAGCGCCAUGGUAUUUGGAUGCAUCCGGAGGUCGCGGCGGUUUGAAACACCACAAAAAGCCUCAGUCGGAAAAAGAGUAUGCCAAGAUUGGAGAUUGGUAUGAGCGAGGUGCAAAGGCAGGACCGGCAGCUACCAAAUUUCGCAAAGGAGCUUGCGAGAACUGUGGCGCCAUGUCUCACAAGACCAGGGACUGCUUGGAAAGACCACGCAAGAAGGGGGCAAAGUGGACAGGCAAGAAUAUCGCUCAGGAUGAAGUCCUGAACGACUUGAAGGAGCAGGAUUACGAUGCAAAGAGGGAUCGGUGGAAUGGCUAUGACCCGUCCGAGCACAAUAUGGCCAUGCAGGAGUACGAAGCUGUCGAGGCGGAGAGGCGAAGACUUCGAGAAGAGCAGAUCGACCAACAAAAGAGCUCGGAUUUGAGCGCAGCUAGAAAGCUCGCCAAGCAGGAGAAGAAGUCGGGACCCAAAGCGGAUGGAGAUUUCAGCUCGGAAGAUGAGGAUCAGGAUGACGAGGACAAGUACGCAGAGAAGGCUGACAUGCCCGGUCAAAAGGUCAACACCGAUACGAGACAAUCUAUGCGCAAUUUGAGAAUUCGAGAGGACAGAGCAAAAUAUCUUUACAAUCUCGACGUCGACUCUGCCUACUACGAUCCAAAGACUCGUUCUAUGCGCGAAGCUCCCGAUCAGAGCAUCAGACCCGAAGAUGCGCAAUUCGCUGGCGACAACUUUACUCGAGGUAAAGGCGACGCUGCGAAGAUGCAAGAGCUGCAAUUGUUCGCUUGGCAAUCCGAGGCUAGAGGUCACGACGUGCAUUUCCAAGCAAAUCCGACCGUCAACGAGCUGCAGCACAAGGAGUACCAACAGAAAAGAGAGAAACUCAGAGACACUAUCAAAGGUAGCAUUCUGGAGAGGUACGGCGGUGCUGAGCAUUUCGCUAGUCUACCGAAGGAGCUGCUGGGAGGUCAGACGGAGGACUACGUGGAGUACAGCUCGACUGGACAACCCGUCUUGCCUCAAAAUAGAAUCACUGCUGCACCGAGCGGAUCCGGUGAUGGGCCUCGAAAACUCUAUGACGGUAAUCAUACCCAGCCAUGGGGUACUUACUUCGACGAAGACAGCGGCAAGUACGGAUACGACUGCUGCCACUCUACCAUACGUAACUCGUACUGCACAGGAAAGGCUGGCAUAGAAGCAGCUCAGGCCAGCGACAAUCUGCUAAAGCCGAAAGCUGCCGGAAAUUCAGAUGCAGCAACAGCGGACAACACAGCCGAGCAGAAAGUAUCCGACGGCAAGCGAAGAAGAACCAGAUCGUUUUCCAGCUCGGAUAGCAGUGACUGGUCAAGCUCUGGCUCUGAGAGCGACUCGGACAGAGGAGGCAAGAGAUCCAAAAGGCGCAGAUCGUCGAAGACCAAGUCGGACAGGCGAUCACGAUCUCCUGCGCACAAGUCGCAUACAAAGGGCUAUCAAAGCACCAAAGGUAUGGGCGAAGGAGAUGUCUCCUCUCGUCUGGACUCCGACAAGCUACAAGCUGCGCUCAAAUCCGACAAACAUGCAAGUGAGGAGACAAGCGAUGACGGCAUGCCCGAUUGGCUCAAAGAGGCCCAGGCGAUCAAUCGAAAGACGGACAGGUUUGCUUCUUUGAAAAAGGGAGCGGAUGCGAAUGGCGAUGUGACAGAGGAACAGCUGGAGGCGUACAGGAUGAAGAGCAGAAACGACUAUGAGGACCCCAUGGCUAAUUAUCGUGGAGAUUAAGCGAGUCUCGUCGAGCCCUCAAUCCAUUCUACCUGCUUGC
Messenger RNA from Ceraceosorus guamensis, 2290 nucleotides. RefSeq lists its product as hypothetical. Gene Ontology annotation, cellular component: spliceosomal complex. Gene Ontology annotation, molecular function: pre-mRNA 3'-splice site binding. Lineage: Eukaryota; Fungi; Basidiomycota; Exobasidiomycetes; Ceraceosorales; Ceraceosoraceae. Gene Ontology annotation, biological process: mRNA splicing, via spliceosome. The transcript has 4 exons. The record is from RefSeq and is a predicted model, not a curated record. Bases 364 to 2250 code for a protein of 628 amino acids.